Sclerotinia sclerotiorum 1980 UF-70 is the source of this 1977-nucleotide messenger RNA. RefSeq lists its product as hypothetical. Lineage: Eukaryota; Fungi; Ascomycota; Leotiomycetes; Helotiales; Sclerotiniaceae. Gene Ontology annotation, molecular function: TFIIIC-class transcription factor complex binding. Gene Ontology annotation, biological process: RNA polymerase III preinitiation complex assembly. The record is from RefSeq and is a predicted model, not a curated record. The transcript is spliced from 2 exons. Gene Ontology annotation, cellular component: transcription factor TFIIIB complex. The coding region runs from base 1 to 1977 and encodes 658 amino acids.
AUGUCUUCUAUGCUUAGAAAAGGUGGAAAGUCAUUUAAACCAAGUGCUCGUCCUCGUCCCAAUGCCCCCAGGCCUUCUUCAUCACAACCUGCUACGCGUCCAAGUUCUGAGAUCCAAUCACAACCCCCAGUAUCUGCGUCACAACCAUCCAAUCCUAUACCUGCAUUGAUCGAAAAUGUUACUGAAAAGGAACCAUCACAAACUACCACUUCGAGUUCGACUCAAUUAACCCCGCAAUCACAUCCGACCCCGCAAGCCGAACCUCAACUAUCACUUAAUACUUUGAAUAACGAUGAUACUGCGAUAAUUGACAGUACGGCCAAAAGAAAGGUCAGGGAAGAUGGAGCUGGCACCGACGCCGAACUUGAGCAACCGCCUUCAAAGGCCCGCAAGUUGACACCUCCGGAUGAGGUGCAGCCUUCCGAAAUAAACGCACCCUCUCAAACCAUUCCAGUCGUAUCUGCAGGCACACACGAAGCAGUGCCGGCUUCUCCAACUACGCAAGGGCCGAUUCAACCUAGUCGCAUUGAGGAGGAUCAUGCAAGUGGCAAAGGGUUGCCUUCAAUUGGCCAUUCAAUUACAGAUAAUGCUACGAAUGAAGAAUCUGUCCCAGCAAAAUCAAUACAACCUUCAAGCGAUUCUACCUCUACCACCCCUGGAGAAAUAUCUCGAACCAAUACCACAAUUGACCAAGGACAAGGACCUGGACAAGUAUUUAAUGGGGCUAUGCAAACACCACUCGAAUCUUCUGAGGAUCUUGAUUUAUCUAGCAUGGGAGCGGGUGAGGCUAGUCAGGCAUCUCAUCUAGUUUCUACGGCUACACCAACUUCCAAUGAAAUAUCUACCCCCGCCGAUGGAGAAGUGACGUCAACCACUGAAAAGCCGAGGAAAAAAGCAGCACCAAGGCAGAAGAAGGUUCAGGUUGAGGAUGGUGGGGAACUUAGAACUGAAGUAGAGAUUCAACUCAAUAAACCACGCAACGCUGGAGGACAAGCUCGAGAACACAGAAAGACGGACAGUGAGCCAGUGAGAAAAAGAAAGGAUCGGGAAGCCACGCCAGAAGAUGCAGAAAAUGAAGUCAUUGAACCAACGGUUAUGAAGAUGGCAGAUCUUUGCAAGGAUAUUCGCAUUGGCAAGAAGUUCAGUAAGCAUGACGAACUCAAGCUGAGGCAUGCCAGAAAGAAGAUCGAUGCGCAAUUGACCGAACGUCCUGAACUUGCAGGUUUGGUGAACAAUGCGCCAGCUGAGGAGAAUGCCGAAUCUCGUGUGGAACCUGCCGAAGCGCCAGCUCCUAUCUUCAACAACAACGGAUUGCAAAUGCGAGUCAUAGAUGGACAAAUUGUACUGGACGACCAAUCGUUACAAGUCGAUCGACAUAGGCAAGCACGGAAUCAAGGCCAAGUGCUGGAAGAAAUCGAAGAGAACGAGUUUACAAGAGCAGUGAACUCUGGACAAUAUAUGAAGCGUGCUCCAGCUGGUCUACGACAGUUCGGUACAGCAUUUGAAAUGAUUGCUGCAAUGUUUCCGGACCGCAAUAGAAGACAGAUCAAAUUGAAGUUUGUUCGGGAAGAACGCCAAAAUCCAGCUAAAGUGGACCGGGCUCUUAAGGGCAAGACAGAUGAGAUUGAUUUUGAAGAGUAUACUCAGCUUACGGGUAAAAAAUUUGAGGACUCUGCAGAUAUUCAAGCAGAACAUCAACGACUUGAAGAUGAGCAUAACGCAGAGGAAGAGAAAGCUGAAGCUGCCAAAGCGGCUGCUGAUAGGAAAAAGAAAGAAGCUAUUUCCAAUGCUGUUAGAAGAGGAAAGGGCGAUGCCGGGGGUGGUAGCGAUGGUGAAGAUGGACCGGAAUCACAAAAAGAAAACGUGGGUGUUGUUUUGACCGGAAAUGGGAAGAGGAAACAAGCCAAAUCUAAGAAGUCCAACAAGGCUUCUAUGCAAGGUGGUGGAGAGGAAAUCGAAAUUCUUGGCACGGUGUAA